AUGACCCCGGGAAGCCCCCUGCUGCGGGCCGCCAGCGUGGCCCCCACCACCAAGGACACCAGCAGAAGGCUGCCCAUGGCCACCACGGCCCCUCCGCUCAACAUCCCCCACCAGCAUUCGCCCUAUCACAACCCUUCUUCCCAACAGCCCCCCGCUGGGCCCCUGGGCCGGCCCCACUACGGUGAGGGUGGCCGGGGGGUGGAUAACCGUCGCAGUCCCCUUCCCUUUUCCACCGGACAGCUUUCUGGGGCUCCGCAUAUGGCUGUGCACGGGAACGUCCCACCGUUCCCCGUCACUCCACCGCUGAAGAGCGCACUUGCCGGAUACGGGGGGGCUCCUGACCGCCCCGACCAGUGGCCCAUCCCCGUCUUAGCGCACACCCCCGAACCCCCUCGUCUUGGAGACCCCUCUGAUCGAGCGGCCCAAGUGCAGUUGCGAGACAUGGAGCUGCCUGCCCGGGUGUCUCCUAGUGCCACUGCUACUGCUAGCACUACGACUACUGUACCAGGGAAAGACACCGCCGUUGUGGGCCCGCUACUGCUGAGAAAGGACUCGUCUGCAAUGGGCGGCAGCACAUUAGCAGCGUCCUGCAACAUGGACUUCGGCGGGCCUCAGGGCGUUAUCCAGGCUCUGCCACAGGCCAUAUCUACUGUCCAUUCUGUGACCGACUGCACCUACAAGGUCAUCGUGUACAUGGGCUACGGAGUGGAGAUCCAGGUGUUGCAGGUCAACCUGUCAGAGAGCGACCGCGUGACAUUUGAGGAUGCGGGUGGCGGUGACGAUGUCAUCCUGGCCAACAGGUCCAUCCUAACCAAAGGCCUGGUUGUACGAAGUCGCAGCAACCAGUUCACCAUCCAUCUGAGCAGCCAGAGGCCCUGGGCCGGGUCCCUGCGGCUCCACUACCAAGUCUAUGCAUUGGGCUGUACUUUCCCUCAGCAGCCAACCUUUGGCGAUGUGUCCGUGAGCAGUCUGCAUGUGGGUGGAGAAGCUUUCUUCUCCUGUCAAAUCGGCUACCAGCUCCAGGGUUUCUCAACACUCGCCUGCCAAAACGCCACCACCCCCUACUGGAGUGGCAGGGAACCACAGUGCCUAGCUGUCUGUGGUGGUAUGUUCCGGAAUGUGACCGUUGGCCGUAUUGUGUCCCCUGGUUUCCCUGACAACUACAGCCACAACCUGACCUGUCGUUGGUUGCUUGAAGCAGCAGAAGGGCAUCGGCUCCACAUCCACUUUGAGAAGGUUUCUUUGGCAGAGGAUGAUGAUCGGUUGCUUAUCAGGAAUGGUAAAAAUAUGGAUGCAUCGGCGCUGUAUGACUCUUAUGAAGUAGAGUACCUUCCCAACGAAGGCCUUGUCAGCACCUCUAGGCAUCUCUUUAUUGAGCUGACCACAGACGCCGCAGGCACAUCCACUGGAAUGGCCAUCCGGUACCAAGCCUUUUCACAAGGACACUGCUAUGAGCCUUUUGUCAAGUACGGCAACCUGAGUAGCAGUGACACCACCUGGGCCGUCGGGGCUGUGGUGGAGUUUUCCUGUGACCCAGGCUACACCCUGGAACAGGGCUCCAUCACCAUCGAGUGCAUGGGCCAAAACAAUCCCCAGUGGAACGAAACGGAGCCGGCCUGCAGAGCUGUGUGCAGUGGGGAGAUCACUGAAUCGGCUGGAGUGGUGCUGUCCCCCAACUGGCCAGAGACGUACGACAAAGGCCAGGACUGCAUCUGGGGGAUCCAUGUUGAAGAGGACAAGAGGAUCAUGCUAGACAUCAAUGUGCUUAACAUAGGGCAAAAUGACAUGGUGACCUUCUACGAUGGAGACGACUUGACGGCAAAGGUCUUGGGUCAGUACGGGGGCUCGCGGCCCCGCUUCAAGCUCUACACGUCCACGGCAGACGUCACCAUCCAGUUCCAGUCGGACCCCGCCACCAACAUCUACGGCUACGGCAACGGCUUUGUGGUCCAUUUCUUUGAGGUCCCCCGUAAUGACACCUGCCCCGAGCUGCCUGAGAUCUCCAAUGGCUGGAAGAGCUCGUCCCACCCUGAGCUGGUACAUGGCACGGUGGUCACCUACCAGUGUUACCCAGGCUACCAGGUGGUUGGCUCAGAACUCCUCAUGUGCCAGUGGGACCUCACCUGGAGUGGGGACCUUCCUGGCUGUGAGAGAGUGGUGUCCUGCACAGACCCAGGCCUGGUGGCACACAGCCGGCGCGUCCUGACAGGUCCUCAUCUGAACGUCGGCUCCACCAUUCAGUACAUCUGCAGCAAGGGCUUCACACUGUCCGGCAACAGCCUGGUCACCUGCUACAACCACGGCUCGUCUGGCCCCAAGUGGAACCAGCAGCUACCAAGAUGCCUGCCUGAAGCCUAUGAGCCAUGCAGUCACCCAGGUACACCAAUCUAUGGAGUGCCCAGUUCCGAUAAAGGCCUAUUUAAGGCUGGAGAAAGCCUCCAGUACUCCUGCCUGGUGGGUCAUAUGUUGCUGGGGGAGCCUGCUCUCCGCUGUGUCCCUGGGCACCCAUCCCAGUGGAGUGGCCUGCCACCUGUCUGCAAAUGUGAGAAACUAUUAGAAUAUAAUAGGAAAAGAUUCGAUGUGGCUAAGUUACGACUACAAGGAGUGAAUGUAGUGUUUGCUGUUUUCAUUCCUGUCACUGUCCUCUUUCUGCUACUCAUCGCCGGAAUCUACCUCUACUUCUCAAAGAGCCAGGGGAAGUCUCUACCAGUGUCCUCAACUCUGCCAUAUAGCCAGAUACUGAGGGAGUCAGCCUUUGAUAGCUCUGUGUACGAGACAAUGGAGAGUGGAGCGUAUGAGGUUUCAAUCUGA
Molecule: messenger RNA, 2811 nt
Organism: Gadus chalcogrammus (walleye pollock)
Lineage: Eukaryota; Metazoa; Chordata; Actinopteri; Gadiformes; Gadidae
Product: seizure protein 6 homolog
Exons: 17
Coding region: 1-2811 (936 amino acids)
Biological process (GO): regulation of dendrite development; synapse maturation
Cellular component (GO): neuronal cell body; dendritic spine; endoplasmic reticulum
Source: RefSeq, a predicted model, not a curated record